Messenger RNA from Diuraphis noxia (Russian wheat aphid), 1304 nucleotides. It is a transcript of the gene TwdlE, whose product is annotated as TweedleE. Gene Ontology annotation, cellular component: chitin-based extracellular matrix. The record is from RefSeq and is a predicted model, not a curated record. Gene Ontology annotation, molecular function: structural constituent of chitin-based larval cuticle. Gene Ontology annotation, biological process: chitin-based cuticle development. NCBI's taxonomy places the organism in Eukaryota, Metazoa, Arthropoda, Insecta, Hemiptera, Aphididae.
AUGGCUACAUGGUGCUCCGCARUAAUGGUGUUGCUGGCAGUGGGUCGAGGCUUGGGCAGACCAGAAGCGCCGCUGACCGGUUUCGGCGGAAGCGGUGGCGGAUUUCCGGGGCUUACUCUGGACAGCUACGCAGCUCCUAUCAGUGGCGGCAGUAACAGUGGCCCUUACCCGAGCGGCGGGCCACCACCACAGUACGGGCCACCACAACAAGCGCCCGUCAUACACAAGCACGUGUACGUGCACGUUCCACCUCCAGAGCCCACUUAUUACGCCCCGAAGAAGCCUGUGCAGCCUCCACCACCACCACAGAAGCACUACAAGAUCGUGUUCAUCAAGGCACCAACACCACCACCACCCACCGUGCCGGACAUACCGGCAAUCGCGCCACCAGCGGAACAGAAGACGCUCAUCUAUGUGCUAGUCAAGAAACCGGACGAGGCGCCCGAGAUCCACAUCCCGACGCCCGCACCCACACAGCCAUCCAAACCGGAAGUGUACUUCAUCAGAUACAAGACCCAGAAACAAGAAGGAUACCCCAACUCGGUGGCAUCUGAGUAUGGAGCACCUGCGAGUCCGUCUCCAUCGAUCCCAUCGGACACGUACGGYUCCCCAUCACCGUCCACCGGAUACGGUGCRCCCAGUGGUCCAGGGUCACUGUACUGACCAGGAAUAAAACUACCACAGAAACAUGACCAAGACACUACAAUACGAUACUUACGUCGUCUAAUAUAUUAUAAUAUUAUAUAUAUCAACUAAAUGGUCCAAARAUAAAAACGAUUAAAAUAAAUAAUAAACAAGCAAUAUCAAAUAAAAUAAGAUUAUAACUAUAGGUUAUGCACGCCAACACACUGUGUAGUUGUACAUUAUAUUAUUAUUAUUAUUAUUAUUAUUAUUAUUAUUAUUAUUAUUAUAUUAUUAUUAAUAUUAUUAUAUCCGAACGUUGGACGAGGAUAACGUAUAUGUUAUUAUAUUUAGUGUUGCCAUAAGAUAAAUCUUAGAAUACGCGAAACUUCCGUUUCAAUAAUAAUAUAUUAGGUAUAUUUAAUAACCUAUUAUUUUUGUUAAAAAAAAAGAUGAUCUGUGGCCUAUCUAAAAUUUACAUAUACAUAAUAUAUUAUAAUAACAGAUAUUAUACUGCAGCCAAACUAUCGACCGACAUGAAUAUAAUAAAAUAUAUAUCGGAAAAAAUAUGAUUUAUUAUUAACACCCCACUACCACAACCACAACCCUCGUAUUACGUUUGCACUAAAUAACGCACUCCACUUCCGCCACAUUUUAAAGGACGUCUUAUAUUAUAAUAUUAU